AUUUAUUUAUAUCUUGUCUAAUAUCAGUUGAAAGCUUGGACUAUUCAUAUCAAUACAAUAUCACCUAGUGUAAGACCCUCACUUUCUACCAGAAUAAUAGAUAUAUGAUCUAUCUCUACUCACCGAUAGGCUAUGAUUGACAUGACGGGAUUAUAGAGUUUUUCAUACGGGGGAAAGUCGUAUAAAAGUUGGGUGAGAAAGUGAUUAUAUUUGAAAUCAGAAUGGUGGAGAUUGCAACAUGGAGUUGAGGAUACUGUUAUACUGCUACAUCACUGUAGUAGUACUUGUCCAACAUGUGGGCAGUAGUGACCAUUCUCUAGCUAAACAAGAUGACGUGCCAUUGGUUCGUCACAAACGAAUGAUAAUCAAGGACAAAGAAUGGACCAAUGGAAUAGUUCCUUACAUAUAUGAUACGAGUAUUGAUGCAAGCGCGAAAAAUGAAAUUCUUGCCGCUAUUGAUUACGUCCAGAAAUAUACUUGUAUAACGUUUGUACCACAUACGAAUGACACUCGUUCAACCUAUAACCUAGACCAUGAUGGUUAUGUUAGAUUCGUCAAUAAAGGAUCGUGUUAUGCUGACGUGGGCAAUAAAAGACAUCGCCAGGACUGUUCUUGCUGCGAUAGGUAUUCUUGUGUUCACGAGCUCGGCCAUGUCCUUGGUCUGUUCCACAGCCAUCGUUCCAACCAUGCCGAGGGUUGGAUCAGAAUUAACUGGAAGGAGAUUAGACCAAAUUAUCUGUAUGUCUAUAGGAUUGAACCAGAAGACAAUGUGGUAGAUUAUAUGUAUGAUAUGACAUCUAUGAUGCAUUAUCCAGUUCAUAUGUACAGAAACAGUUAUAGACCAACAAUGAGUAAUCUAAUCCGCGGUCUUCCCACAGGAACAAGUAGAUUUUAUCCAUUACGUGAUAUCAAUUGGUAUCAUAGAUGUGCAGCUAGAAUGUGUAAUUGGUUAAAUAAAAUAUGUGCUAAUGAUGGUUUUAUAACAACCGUAAAUGGAGAAUGUGACUGUAUGUGUCCACUGCAUUUAGAUCCUGCAACCAGCUGUAAUACCUUUUUAAAACGAAGAAAGGAAUACAAAUGGCCUUCAGGUCACUAUACACUUAUAGCAGCACAUACUGGAUGUCCGGACGGUCGAUUUGACGAAGGAUCUCUGACACAUUGGAGUGAUGGAAGAAAUUGGCAUAAAUAUACAUGGUCUGAACCGAAGGGUAAACGACUCCACUUAAAGGGCGCACACACGUGGAAACGCCACACCUACUACUUCUGUACGAGUAAGAAUUAUUCGCCAUUAGGUGGAGGUUGGCCGAGAGGUUCCUAUUGUAUAUUGAGAAAAGGUGGCGAAUGUCCAAUAGGUUUUAAGAGUGGAUUUAUUCAGUUUGAUAAUGAGAUACGCUCUAGAAGGAUGAAUAACAGCCAUCACGGUGAACUUCCAGACGGUGAAUAUGGAAAGGAUACAUUAAUUCAGUUUUGCUGUCGUGACGAUGGUCUUGAAUCUCAACCAAUUGAAUUGCCUAAUGAUAAACCAAUGAUCCUGUUUCAAGCUAAACUUCUAGGUGGUGAUUCUUGCCAGGUAGUCAGUGGUAUGUCGCAUCUAUUGGAGUUUUUCGUGUUUGAUAAUAUUGAUAAUGGUAUAUCUCAGUUGAAUGGAAGUAUACCCAGAAGUAGCAUCUAUAGAGGCCGUGAAUUUCUUAUAUAUUAUUGUUACUACGAACCAUUAGACUAUAAUUGUGGCAAGGUGAUUUAUCUAGAUGAAUUUACAACUGAAACUGUUAUAAACUCACCAAAUUACCCAGGGAAUUACAGUAGAAACAUGGAAUGCCAUUGGCUUAUAAAGGCCCCAGCUAAUAACCGACUUCUUCUAACAUUUGAAGAUUUUGAUAUUGAAGCAGGAACAACUGUAUUAAAGCCAUGUAUAGAUAAAUUAUCUUUAGGAUUAGCACAUACUGGCCAAACUGGCACUGCUAUGUGUGGAACGUGGGAGAGAGGAAAUUAUCAGAGUAUAUUUAAUACUAUAAAUAUUAUACUAUGGACGUCUAUGACAAUACAGAGGCGUGGAUUUAAAGCUAAAAUAUCGUUAAUAACACCUGAAAGUAUGUGUUAUAAUUUAGAAGAUAAAGGAUUAACAUAUCGGGGUAAAGUAAAUGUAACUGAAAUGUUUGUACCAUGUCUACCGUGGGCUGAAGUAACACACUGUCCACAUCAUCCAUUUAAACAUGGUGAUUUUGAUGAUGGUUUGGAAGGUAAUUAUUGUCGUAAUCCAGGUGAUGGAUUAAAACCUUGGUGCUAUAUAGAAAAAGAUGGUUGCGAACGCCAAUAUUGUGACGUCUGCUUAAAAGGUCAAGUUUAUGAUAAUUUGGAUAAUUGUGAAGAGCUUGUAAAACAAGUGGAAAGAUUUUGUCUAGAAGAUGCUAGAGCAGCUUCUAAUUGUGCUAAAACAUGCCAAUCACAUUUACCACCUUUACCAUUAGUUACUACAGAGUCAGAGAUUGAAGCACGAUGUCCUCCUCCAUCUGAUCUAAAAGAUUCUGUUAUUGUCGGAACAAUAAAAUCAUCCUAUAAUGUUGGAGACACAAUAACCUACAGAUGUAGACAUCUUAAGCGAGAAUUCAAUAUGAAGUGUUUAAAGGACAGUAAAUGUAAACAAACCAUGGCAGAAUUGCUGCAGACGUGUAUCCAUGACGGUAGAUGUGAUAGUGACGAAGAAAAGUUAACACUGCGCUGUUUGACGGACGACAGAUGUAAUUUGACCCGGGAUCAAGAGCAAGUAUCGUGCUUAAUUAAUGGGACAUGUCAUGAAAGUAGAGGAAAAUGUUUAACGGAAAAGUGGUGUGUCAGUAAUGGAGAUUCCAUAGAGACAUGUCUGGACUUACGCGAGUGUCACAAUGAGACGGAGGCCCAUUUACUGUCUUGUUUGUAUGGAGAUGCAUGUAAUUAUUCUUCUGUUGAAGCUGCUUUGGAAGAAUCCUGUAUUUCUCAUGGACAGUGUUUCAUUCCACAGGCUUUAAGACAGUCAUGUUUGGUUGAUGGUCGGUGCAAUCACGCAGAGGAAGUGUUAACACGCUCGUGUUUGACGGACGGUAGCUGGACAUCUGGUGGAUUCGUAUGUGGAGAAUGUCCAGAUGGAUGGUCUAUAUUCAGAAAACAAUGUUAUAAAUAUUUUAACCAAGGAAUGUUAUGGAAUGAUGCCAACCUAUUCUGUCAAAAGAAAGGUGGUCAACUGACCACUGCAAAGGAUAAAUUAGAAGCAGAAUUUGUCACGUCUAUCAGAAUACCUUUAAGGACGAUAUGGAUUGGAUUGACGGACUCGAAGAAGGAGGGGGAAUUUGUGUGGUCUGAUGGCACACCGGCAACAUGGACCAACUUUAAAGCAGGGGCACCUGAUAAUGGGUUUAAUCAAGAACAUUGUGUGGCACUAUUAGGUGAAGAAUAUAACAAUCAAUGGGAAGAUAAUUACUGUGGUCAUUAUUAUCACCAUUCAUUUGUAUGUAAAAUUAAACCACAAGAAAGGUCUAUAUGUACUGAUAGAUUAAAUAAUUGUCAGAAACUACUACUAGAAACACCAGCUAUGUGUACUACACAACCAGCGUUUGCCUGGGCUGAAUGUUCUGAAACAUGUGGUAUGUGUAACAAAUACAAAACUAGACAAUGUACCAUGCCACUGACACCGAAGAAUACACAAUUAUAUAGUAGACGUAGAUUAUUAUAUCGUGGACGUGCUAUAAGAUAUGAGUGUAAAAAAGGUUAUGGAUUAACAGCUGGUAAUUUAGAUAGAGUCUGCAAAGCUGACGGUACAUUUUCAGGCUCUCCACCUGUUUGUGUCGUCAAAGAGAAAACUACAACAUAUAACAAUCAAGUUUAUGUAAAGGAUAGAGGUGCAUAUGGUGGAGUCUCUCACGUAUUUACUGGAACAACAAAGGAAUUGUUGAUUCCAAGACGCGGUAGAAUCUUAGAAUGGCAUUUUUAUGUUGGCAAUCCUGGUGAGAUAGCCCUACAGAUCUACAGACCACCAGCGAAUAAAAAUUCUUAUAGAUACACUUUAAUAAGUUCCUUGUAUUUAAUAACAAAGACACGAAGAUAUGAUAUAAUCAAAUUACCAGCAGUAAAUCAAACCCUAGUUGAAGAAGGUGACUUAUUGGGUGUUUGGUAUGGUACAAAGGAUGCGGGUGUGUCUUUCGCUGCCUGUAAUGGUAAUUUCGACAAGGAGACUAAUGCCAUUAGAAAGGCCACAUUUACCAAAUCCAAUUCUUUUGUUCCCGGUAUGGAAGUUACCGUUUCUAAUACCACCACGUGCGGCAUAUUCUCAUUAAAAGUAUUAAUAGGCCCGAUUUAAAGCCUGGAAGUUCAGUAGCGCAACUUAACUAUUUUACCUGUACGCAAGUCGGGUAACAAUCAAAACGCUUCAACAUAAUCAAUAAUUGGUUUAUAUUUAUAACACCGGUGAAUUUCUUGGACUGUUGUACAUAUUUGUAUGCUUUUUUUUCUCAUACGGACUAGUAGUUUUUUGGAUGUCAUAUAUUAUAAUAAAUAUUCUCUCGAAUAGGCGGCGGAUUCUGUUAUAUAUUAUUGUUUGAAAGUUUAUUUCUAUGUCAAUGGUGUAACGGGACAUUAGAACUAUAAAUCAGAAAAAAAAUAUUUUCCUACCUGAAGAUAUUUGAAUGAAAUCGUUACUGUACAUGGAUGACAAGGAUUAGUGGAGAGUGCAAUGGAAUGGUUAUCAAAACAUUCAUUAUUUUUUUUUAAAUAGACUAUUUAAAGAUAAUUUGCUCAACAGAUAGUUGCUGGAAAAUAAUAGUUGUUACUAGAACAGUAUACUUUGCCAGAUAUUUCAAGCCAAUCGGGUCAUAGAUAUUACAUAUUAAGCUGUGUAAUAAAUGAUACGUCACUUUAAUUGUUGGUUGGUUGUAGUCUCUGGCAUGCGCUCAGUCACUGUUCAGCCUGUCAUAAUAGCAUUCACUGUAAAUACAACUCGCCAAAUAGUGGUUGAUCCUUGAUAAUAAAUGACUUACCGAAUGUAUUUUGAGAUUAAUACAAAAUUUGUGUUCAUACUAUUAUUAGUCCUGAUCAUAAAAAAAUAUCGUAACUUUAGAUUAAAAAGAAAAAAACACAAUUGUCUAUCCAACACAGGACCUAAUUCUGCUCGAAGGAAUCUUUAAGAGAAAAACAUUGCUAUAGUAGCAUAUCAACUGUUUUAAAACUUAUUGUCAUUGUUGAUUUUUUAAAACUAUUUCUUAAGAUGCAUUAUGUAAGAUAUAGAUAAAGAGCUGACUAUAUAUUGGAAAUUUCAGUCAAAUUACUUUAUUCUGAACGAAGUUAUACGUGCUUGAAGUUUUGAAAAUAUAAUCUCCAUGGUCAAGUACCGUUGCUACGGUAAUAGACUAUGUCUCGAUUAUCCAUUUUUACAUUAAAUUAUUAAAUGACGAUUGGGUUUAAUCCAUGCAAAAUCAAUGUCAUCCGAUGUCCUAGAGAGUUGAUUAUGGACUUAUCAAGUUAAUAAAUGACUAAUUAAUCAUUAUAUAACAUUAGAAGUCAAAACUAAUACCUGUAAUAAGCCGUCUUAGCUCUUACAUAAUGCAUCUUUAAAUAAAAGUAUCUUCUCCUUGCAUAAAGCAUACGCAAUUUAUAUUGAUGUUCCUUUAUUUUUCAUUGUUGUUUAUUGUUUUCCUAGUUAAUAUUCAAUCCUUAUAUUUUACAUCAUAAUAGUGCUUUGUAUAAUUAUGUUAUUUUAGAUACUUGAAUGUUAAUGUAGGCCUGUUUAAUGUUUAUAUUGUUUAACCUGUUAUUAAAAUCAAAUCAUAUUUAUAAAUCUUAUUAUGUUGUAUAAUGCUUUUUAUUUCUGUGCUUAUUUCACUGAAUUGUUUCACGAAUAAUAAAGAUAAAAAUGAAA
Patella vulgata (common limpet) is the source of this 5884-nucleotide messenger RNA. RefSeq lists its product as uncharacterized. Lineage: Eukaryota; Metazoa; Mollusca; Gastropoda; Patellidae. The transcript has 26 exons. The record is from RefSeq and is a predicted model, not a curated record. The coding region runs from base 239 to 4330 and encodes 1363 amino acids. Gene Ontology annotation, cellular component: membrane. Gene Ontology annotation, molecular function: wide pore channel activity; metalloendopeptidase activity; zinc ion binding. Gene Ontology annotation, biological process: proteolysis.